This is a messenger RNA of Cinclus cinclus, 1777 nucleotides long. RefSeq names its product SMAD family member 9 (gene SMAD9). Gene Ontology annotation, molecular function: I-SMAD binding; DNA-binding transcription factor activity, RNA polymerase II-specific; RNA polymerase II cis-regulatory region sequence-specific DNA binding. Bases 1 to 1434 code for a protein of 477 amino acids. Gene Ontology annotation, cellular component: heteromeric SMAD protein complex. Gene Ontology annotation, biological process: anatomical structure morphogenesis; regulation of transcription by RNA polymerase II; transforming growth factor beta receptor signaling pathway. The transcript has 6 exons. NCBI's taxonomy places the organism in Eukaryota, Metazoa, Chordata, Aves, Passeriformes, Cinclidae. The record is from RefSeq and is a predicted model, not a curated record.
AUGCACUCCAGCACCCCUAUCAGUUCCUUGUUCUCCUUCACCAGCCCUGCAGUGAAAAGGCUGCUGGGCUGGAAACAAGGAGAUGAAGAAGAGAAGUGGGCAGAAAAGGCUGUUGAUUCCUUGGUGAAGAAGCUAAAGAAGAAAAAAGGAGCCAUGGAAGAACUGGAGAGAGCUCUGAGCUGCCCGGGUCAGCCCAGUAAAUGCGUCACGAUCCCACGUUCCUUGGAUGGGCGUCUGCAGGUGUCUCACCGCAAGGGGCUUCCCCAUGUCAUAUACUGCAGAGUGUGGCGCUGGCCUGAUUUACAAUCUCACCAUGAGCUGAAACCACUGGAAUGUUGUGAGUUCCCUUUUGGCUCAAAACAGAAAGAAGUGUGCAUCAACCCCUAUCAUUACCGACGGGUGGAAACCCCAGUCCUGCCUCCUGUACUCGUUCCAAGACACAGUGAGUUUAACCCUCACCUCAGCCUCCUUGCCAAGUUUCGAAACACCUCUCUGCACAGCGAGCCACUGAUGCCGCACAAUGCCACUUACCCGGAUUCUUUCCAGCAUCCUCCAUGCACCCCUUUUCCAUCAUCCCCCAGCCACAUGUUCUCCCAGUCUCCUAACAGCAUCAGCUACCCCAACUCACCAGAAAGCUCUUCUGGACCAGGAAGUCCCUAUCAGGGACUCACGGUGGAAACUCCACCUCCACCCUACCAUGCAAGAGAACCUCCAGGAAUCCACAAUGGACGGUCAAUGGAUGCAAUAGCUGAAAGUCAACUAGUGCUGUCUUUGCCCAAUGGAGGUAAAUCUGCCGAUGGAGAAACUGAAAACUUUCGACCUGUUUGUUAUGAGGAACCCCAACACUGGUGCUCAGUUGCCUACUAUGAACUCAACAACCGGGUAGGAGAGACUUUCCAGGCCUCCUCUAGAAGUAUCCUUAUUGAUGGAUUUACAGAUCCUUCAAAUAACAAAAACAGGUUCUGCCUGGGUCUGCUCUCAAAUGUAAACCGCAAUUCUACUAUAGAAAACACCAGGAGACAUAUAGGAAAAGGUGUUCAUCUUUACUACGUUGGUGGGGAGGUUUAUGCCGAAUGUGUCAGUGACAGCAGUAUUUUUGUGCAAAGCCGCAACUGUAACUACCAGCAUGGUUUCCACCCUGCCACGGUCUGCAAGAUCCCCAGUGGCUGCAGCCUCAAGAUCUUCAACAACCAGCUCUUUGCCCAGCUGCUUGCCCAGUCAGUCAAUCACGGUUUCGAAGUGGUGUAUGAGCUGACCAAGAUGUGUACUAUUCGAAUGAGCUUUGUUAAAGGCUGGGGAGCAGAGUAUCAUCGCCAAGAUGUUACAAGCACACCCUGCUGGAUUGAGAUCCACCUGCAUGGACCAUUGCAAUGGCUGGAUAAGGUGCUGACACAGAUGGGCUCACCUCACAACCCCAUCUCCUCAGUCUCUUAAGAAUCAUCUCUAGAAUUCCCUUAGGAUGGAUGCUAUUGCAGGCAGUGGCUUAUAGAAUUCCCAUGAACAGAAGCUUCUAUAUGUAGAUGUACGUAGAUGUAAAUAUAUCUAUAUACAUAGUCUACUUCCUUUUUUUUUCUUUUUUUUUCUUUUUUUUUCUCUCUUUUUUUUUUCUUUUUUGGUUUUUUUUUUUCAUUUUGUGGUUUCUAGUUACUCUGAUGCCAGUACAAUAGGUUUAGAAAUUCAGGUACAGCAUAUCUGUUCGCUAGUACAAAAUAAGCCAAAUUCCUGCAAAAGUGUCAAACAUUUCAUGUGAGCAUCUUCAUUCCCCAGCCAAGCCAGC